Messenger RNA from Exophiala viscosa, 825 nucleotides. RefSeq lists its product as uncharacterized. The record is from RefSeq and is a predicted model, not a curated record. Bases 277 to 759 code for a protein of 160 amino acids. The transcript has 3 exons. NCBI's taxonomy places the organism in Eukaryota, Fungi, Ascomycota, Eurotiomycetes, Chaetothyriales, Herpotrichiellaceae. Gene Ontology annotation, biological process: aerobic respiration; electron transport coupled proton transport. Gene Ontology annotation, molecular function: quinone binding; 4 iron, 4 sulfur cluster binding; NADH dehydrogenase (ubiquinone) activity.
CGAGGCACAACAUCCUGCGCUCAGGCCCGAAGCACCUCUCGAACUACCUGCCAGCGAUCAUGGAGGCACCUUGCUGGACAAGGAGAACGAAGACUGAUGGGACAGCGCAAAAGAUUAAAAGACGCCAGGAAAUUGCUUUACCUAGUGGUGCUUCCCCCUCGAAUGCGAUUGAGCAUGUAGUGUAAGUCUUGCACUUCCAUGUGACCUCGUCACAGGGACGGCCUGUGAAAAGAGCACCAGAAUAGCACAGAUUAGGUUGCAACUCUCCGAGGUUCCAUGCACCAUUCACUCACCAGCCCUUUCUUUAGGACAACUCUCGACAAGCUGGUCAACUGGGCUCGAGUCGGUUCAUUUUGGCCCGUCACUUUCGCACUGGCCUGUUGUGGGAUAGAAAUGAUGCACGCAGCCAUGCCUCGCUAUGACCUGGACCGCUUCGGCAUCAUCUUUCGUGCAAGCCCGCGGCAAGCCGAUCUCAUGAUCGUGGCCGGGACCGUUACCAACAAGAUGGCGCCUGCGGUGCGAUUGGUCUAUGACCAGAUGCCCGACCCCAAAUGGGUGAUCAGCAUGGGAAGCUGCGCGAACGGUGGUGGUUAUUACCACUAUAGCUACAGUGUACUGAGGGGCGUUGACCGCAUUAUACCGGUCGAUAUAUAUGUUCCAGGAUGUCCACCAACAGCCGAGGCUCUGUUGUUCGGAAUAUUUCAGCUUCAGAAGAAGAUCCAAAGGACCAGGACGGUGCGCAUGUGGUACCGUAAGUAAGCUUGUCUGAAUUGUCCGAGGCUUGAGGUAAUGCAUAGUGCAACCUUUCUGGCAUUGGUCAGGCGG